This is a messenger RNA of Erythranthe guttata (spotted monkey flower), 3382 nucleotides long. Its product is annotated as beta-galactosidase 5. Gene Ontology annotation, molecular function: carbohydrate binding; hydrolase activity, hydrolyzing O-glycosyl compounds. NCBI's taxonomy places the organism in Eukaryota, Viridiplantae, Streptophyta, Magnoliopsida, Lamiales, Phrymaceae. The record is from RefSeq and is a predicted model, not a curated record. Gene Ontology annotation, biological process: carbohydrate metabolic process.
UUCUUCAUUUCAAAACCUCCUAAUUUACACUAACAUUUAAUGUAACCAAACGAUGAGUUACUCUCAAACUCCUUAUUCAUUAAAUACCACAGGCAAUAAACUAUUUUUAAUUAUUAAUUUUAAUUUUCCUUUUUGCAUUUCAAAACAACAGUUCCAUAUCUGUAAUUCCACUACUAUAUAUAUUUAUGAGUUCUCUAAAAAAACAAAAUUAAAUAAAUAAAUAAACAAAAUCGCUGCUGUCACACUUUGUGCAGAAGUGAGAGCAUUUAAUUUAAUAGAACACUGAAUCAGCAAAAAAUAAAUAUAAAAAAAAGUGGUAAACUCUGAUCUGUUUGUUCCUCCACCGCUUCCAAAUCUCACCGCUUCCCUCCAUAUUUAAAUCCCCUCCAUUAUUUCAUUUUCACAUUCAUUUACAGAUUUAAUAUUAAAAAUAAAAAUAAAAAAUGGAAACUAACUCAGUUUCAAGUUCAGUUAUCUUCUUCUUCUUUAUUUUCUUGGUUUUGUUUGUAAUCAAUGGAAACUGCACUGUCACUUAUGAUAACAAGGCCAUUCUCAUCAAUGGCCAGAGGCGAAUUCUUCUCUCCGGCUCCGUACAUUAUCCCAGAAGUACCCCUGAUAUGUGGGAAGAUUUGAUCUUGAAGGCUAAAAAUGGAGGGUUAGAUGUAAUUGACACUUAUGUGUUUUGGAAUGGACACGAGCCUUCACCUGGCAAUUACAAUUUUGAGGGUAGAUAUGAUCUAGUGAGAUUCGUUAAGACGGUGCAGAAAGUCGGCCUCUUCGUUAAUCUUCGAAUCGGCCCUUAUGUGUGUGCUGAAUGGAAUUAUGGAGGAUUUCCUGUGUGGUUGAAAUAUGUACCUGGUAUUAGCUUCAGAACAGACAAUGAGCCCUUCAAGGCGGCGAUGCAAGGGUUUACGCAGAAAAUUGUCGGCAUGAUGAAAAGUGAGAACCUGUUUGAAUCACAGGGAGGCCCCAUUAUACUAUCACAGAUUGAGAAUGAAUACGGAUCACAAAGACGAGCACUCGGCGCAGCAGGUGACGCGUACAUGAAUUGGGCUGCAAAAAUGGCCGUUGGAUUAGACACCGGAGUUCCGUGGAUCAUGUGUAAAGACGAUAAUGCCCCUGAUCCACUGAUAAAUACGUGUAAUGGAUUUUACUGCGACGCCUUUACUCCUAAUAAACCUUAUAAGCCCACCAUGUGGACCGAAGCUUGGACCGGCUGGUUUAAUGAGUUUGGAGGCACAGUACAUCAACGGCCAGUUCAGGAUCUUGCAUUUGCAGUUGCUCGUUUCAUACAAAUCGGUGGCUCAUAUAUAAACUAUUACAUGUUUCACGGAGGCACUAAUUUCGGACGAACCGCCGGUGGUCCUUUUAUUACCACCAGCUAUGACUAUGAUGCACCAAUUGAUGAAUAUGGUUUAAUUAGGGAGCCAAAGUACGGUCAUUUGAAAGAGCUACACAAGGCGAUUAAGCUUUGCGAACCUGCGCUCGUCUCAGCGGACCCCACAAAAACUUCACUAGGAACCUUUCAGCAGGCUCGAGUAUUCACCACUGGAAAUGGAAGUUGCGCAGCUUUUCUAUCAAACUUCGAUAGUAAUUCUGCUGCGAGAGUGAUUUUCAAUAAAAUGCACUACAAUUUACCUCCUUGGUCAAUUAGUAUUCUUCCCGAUUGUAGAAAUGUAGUCUUCAACACGGCAAAGGUUGGAGCACAAACUUCGCAUGUUGAAAUGUUAGCAUCUAAUUCUCAAUUCUACUCGUGGGAGACGUAUAACGAAGAUACGACUUCGUCAGAUGACAGCUCAGCAUUUACGGCAAACGGACUUUUGGAGCAGAUAAGUGUCACGAGGGAUACUAGUGAUUAUUUGUGGUACAUUACUAGCAUCGACAUUAGCUCGUCAGAAUCAUUUCUACGAGGAGGACAGAAGCCGAUUCUAACUGUUAACUCUAAAGGCCAUGCGGUUCAUGUUUUCAUCAACGGUCAGCUUGCAGGAUCUGCUUAUGGGACGAGGGCGAAAACGAGAUUUACAUUCACCGGACCUGUGAAUUUACAAGUCGGAACGAACAAAAUUUCUCUGCUCAGCAUAGCCAUGGGACUACCGAAUAAUGGAAUGCACUACGAAAAUUGGGCCGUGGGAUUGGGGUUAGUCGAGCUGAACGGGCUAGAUCAAGGGAAGAAAGACUUGUCAAGCCAAACAUGGUCUUACAAGGUUGGAUUGAGAGGCGAGAUGAUGAAUUUGGUAUCUCCCGACAAGGAUUCCUCCGUCGAAUGGACACAAAUGUCGGCGAUCACCCAAAAUCAACAGCCUUUGAGAUGGUACAAGGCAUAUUUCGAUGCACCGAAUGGGGAUGAGCCUUUGGCUUUGGACAUGACAAGCAUGGGCAAAGGUCAAGUGUGGGUCAACGGUCAAAGCAUCGGAAGAUAUUGGUUGACUAAUGCCAAUGGGAACUGCGAUAUUUGCCACUACAACGGCACAUACCGAGCCCCAAAAUGUCAACUCGGUUGCGGUCAACCAACUCAGCGAUGGUACCAUGUUCCAAGAUCUUGGUUGAGGCCGACGCAAAACUUCAUCGUACUACUCGAAGAAAUAGGUGGCGACGCAUCAAAGAUCGCACUAGUAAAACGAACGACAUCUAGAGUAUGUGCAAAUGCAUUCGAGCACCAUCCAACGGUUGCAAAUUACAAGACCGAGAGCACAGCCCCGCAGAAGAUGCUUCGUCAGGCGAGGGUCCACCUAAGCUGUGGGCCCGGUCAAUCUAUAUCUGCCAUCAAGUUUGCUAGUUUCGGUACUCCAAAGGGAACUUGCGGGAGUUUUCAGCUCGGAAAUUGCCACUCACAGAACUCAAACGCCCUUAUAGAAAAGAUGUGCGUUGGGAAAGAAAGUUGCAAGAUUGCAGUUUCUAACAGCUACUUUGGAAGUGAUCCUUGCCCUCGAGUAUUGAAGAAGUUAUCGGUCGAAGCUAUUUGCUCUACCACAAUGAAUUGAGAUGUUAUAAAUUAUAAUACACCAGAAUUAAUACAAAAACGUAGUUGUCCUGUAUAUACUUAUAAACCAACAACAAAAUUUUGUACUUGAUUUCUGGGAUUAUUGUAUCAUAGGAAAAAAAAAGCCCAAAAAUACCCUUUUACCCAAAGAUGAAGGGCAAAACUGGAAAGAAAGAAAUACGUCACGUAAAAAGAAACAGUAGAGUAAAUGCGAAACAACUGUCGAAUAACUAAAUUAUUUUCGUCACGUUAACAAAGCAAUCCACAUAAAACCGAGAAAAUACAUUACAAUAGGAGGGGCUUUAAAGUAAAGAUAAAAGGUUGUGAUCAAGCGAAACAACUGUCGAAUAACUAAAUUAUUUUCGUCACGUUAACAAAGCAAUCCACAUAAAACCGAGAAAA